Messenger RNA from Microplitis demolitor, 3356 nucleotides. RefSeq names its product pikachurin. Gene Ontology annotation, molecular function: calcium ion binding. NCBI's taxonomy places the organism in Eukaryota, Metazoa, Arthropoda, Insecta, Hymenoptera, Braconidae. The record is from RefSeq and is a predicted model, not a curated record. The transcript has 15 exons. Bases 385 to 3042 code for a protein of 885 amino acids.
CGACGUCAGCCUGUCCCACGGUCUUCAUAUCGCGCUUUUUUACCUCCAUCGUACUCUACAGGCUACGCAACUUUACAUGCAACACACAAGUGCCCUCGAGUAACCCGUGUACAGAUAAAUAAGUCGAGUAUGAUUAGAAACCCUCUCGUUCUGCUAAUUCUAUCACCCACUGAUUCAAGUGUUACACAAUCCGCGACGUAACUUUACUGUGUUGUGCUACGUGUGUUUCAUUUAUUUACUUUUUUAUUAGUUUGCAGUGAAUGAGUUUUUGAAAGUGGACAUAAAAAAGUGAGUGAAGCUAUUCGGCCAGGAGAUGUUGGAGUGAAUAACGAGUAUAUCAAUCAAGUGUCCGACGGUUUAGCUAGUGAGAGUGUAUGUUGAACGAUGGCUGUAAAACAGUGCUAUUACUUAAUCGUGACUGUUGGAUUGGCCGCAGUGGUUAUCUCACAAAAUCCCAUUGAUGAACGGACCACCUUCGAAGCUGCAUUCCAGGGAAGAUGCGGUCACAAUUCACCCUGCGAGCAGCUGUGUUACGAACUUCACGAUGGAAUGUAUGAGUGUGAUUGCAAAGACGGAUUUAUCCUUCACAAAAAUGGAUAUAGUUGUGCAAAAUUGAAUUCAACAUCACCAUCGGCGACUGAUUCUCGCGAUCCUUUUGAUGACACCGACAGUGAUGAAGAAACGGAAAUAACGAUUGAUGGAAAAGAAAAUAUUUACUAUAUGCCAGAUUCAUUGUUUACAGUACGUUUGGAAUCACUGAGGGAAAAAUUGAAUCUAACAGACAGAAAAAACCCUCAAGAUUUAUCUAAUGAAAUUCCGAAUGAUCCCAUUAGUUUUCCAACAUCAGAGAGCCCAAACUUGGAACAGAAAGUUCCGGUAACAACGGAAAACGUUGUGACAACGGAGCCAGCUUGUUCUCUGGACUGUGGAGCUGCGGGAAAUUGUUACGUCGAACAAUUUCGUAACGACGAGGAAGGCGAUGGGAAUGGAGACGAUGUUGCUCGCAUUGACGACACGAGACCAAGGCGGAGCUCUUACAAGCAAAGAUGUCAGUGUCCACUCGGCAGAACUGGGGAUCGAUGUCAAAACGAAGCAGAAGUUAAGUCACCGAGAUUUACGGGACACGGGUGGCUGGCAUUUCCAGCUUUGAAGGCUGCUUAUAAGCACAUUCAGCUAGACCUAGAAUUCAGGCCGGAAGCUUGGGAUGGAAUUCUUAUACUCACGGGCGAACGUGAUGAUCUACAGGGUGAUUUUAUGGCACUCAUACUUCAUCACGGUUUCAUUGAGUUCAGAUUUGAUUGUGGCAGCGGAGUCGGAAUCGUAAGGAGCGCAGAGACAGUAAAGUUGAAUGAAUGGAACACCCUGAAUGUAUAUAGACACCGCUGGGAUGCUUGGAUUCAACUAAAUGGAGGCAAACGUGUCCAAGGAAGAUCUAAGGGUUUAUUCUCCAGAAUAACAUUCCAAGAGCCGCUGUUUGUCGGUGGCCCUGGUAACACAACCGGUCUGGAUCGACUUCCGGUCAGGACUGGAUUCAAAGGAUGCAUAAGACAUCUAGAGGCCAAUGAACACCGUUAUCGUUUUCCUCUUGCGCCUCAGGGAGAUGCUGCUAAUGGCUUUGACGUUGAGGAAUGCACAGCUGACAGAUGCAGUAAGGUACCAUGUUCCCACGGGGGUAAAUGUCUCACCACUGGCGGAGACACGGCAGUUUGUCUCUGUCCCCUUGGUUACACCGGCGAUCUCUGUGAAACCCGUGUCGAUUUACAGGUACCAUCAUUCAAUGGGUCAUCAUAUUUACGGUAUCCUGGGCUUGGAGAUAGUUCCCUGUCAUGGCUCGAAUUGUCAAUAAUACUAAAGCCCACGACACAGGACGGUGUAAUCCUUUACAAUGGACACCACAGUGAUGCCACGGGGGAUUUCAUCGCUCUCUACCUUUCAUCUGGUCACGUGGAAUUCACUUUUGACUUGGGAACUGGUCCAGCCACGCUGAGAAGUGAAUCACCAGUACAACUUGGUGAGUGGCUUGAGAUUCGUGUCUCAAGAACAGGAAGACUGGCUUCUCUAGAGGUUGAGAAUGAACCAGCGCAAGAGAUCUUGGCCCCUGGGGCUUUCACUCAGCUCUCGCUCCCAUUAAAUCUCUACCUGGGUGGAGCACCGUCUCCUGAAAUGUUCACACCUAAAAUGAAAACGGCAGCCAGCUUCGUUGGAUGUAUUCAAACUGUUGUUCUUAAUCAUCGCGAGGUCGGUAUCCUCGCCGAAGCACUUGGUGGAGUGAACGUGGGUAAUUGCGGUCAUGCAUGUGAAGCCCGUCCAUGCGGCGAUGCUGAGUGCCGACCUUUGAGAGAGAGAUUCACGUGCAGAUGUCACCCAGGUACGCCACAUCCAUGCCCAGCUCCAGAAGAAUUUAUAUCAUCACCCCCGGAGCCCUCGCUACCCGCAAGUACAAGCGCUUCUCUGAUGCUACUCAGUAAAUACGAAAGAAGUGUCCCCAGCUUCACUGGAACAGACAGCUAUCUUCAUUACAGUGAUGCUGAUACCAUGAAGAGGAUAAUAAGUUAUCGAGUAGACAUAAACAUGAGAUUUAGAACAAGUAGCAGUAAUGGAUUGUUACUGUGGAGUGGAAGGCAAUCAGAUCCUCAAGAACAGCGUGACGAAAACGAGGACUUUCUUGCGCUUGGUUUGAAUCAGGGUUAUCUUACCCUGGCCUAUAAUCUUGGCUCGGGGGAGGCUGUACUGAGAUACAAUCUUACUAGAUUGGAUGACGAUCUGUGGCACCGCAUUAGAGCCGUAAGGAAUGAACAAUGGGCGUCAUUAGUCGUGGAUAGUGGAACAGGUGUAUCAGCCUCAUCACCAGGACAAUUGAGAGAAUUAAAUACCGAUACUGGUCUCUACAUAGGAGGAGCGCCAGACGUAGUGAGAACAACUGACGGAAGAUAUACUAAAGGAAUCGUUGGCUGUAUCAGUGAUCUAGUACUGGAUUCCGAUUUCUCGGUGGUUCUCUCUUCGCCUGAGCAGGCAACCAACACGCACUCGUGCAUCCCCUGAGCCUACCGCAGGACCACGGAUGUCCAAGUUCGUAAGCACGGAGCGUGAAACCGCGACAGGAAAAUUCAUGGACUUGGAGUUGAUAGUGUACAAGUCCCUUAGGCCAAUCCAUACACCGUCAAGACUUGCUCUCGUCCACCAAUUUAUCUAUCCCUUAUUUUUUUUUUCUUUUAUUACAACUUUACCUCACCACCUAAUGGUAAACUCAUGUACUUUAUUUAUUUUUUAUUUUUUAAUAUAAAAAAAAAUGUAUAUCAGUAAAUUAAUUAAGGCGACAAAUAUCUAAGAAAUAUGUAAAUAUAAAUGUAAAGCUU